AUACAAAUAGACCAAAUAUACUUAUAGUUAUAAUCAAAGCUUUAUAAUACUCUAGGCAGUAUCAAAGAUAUAUCGCCACAGUGAAUGGCUGGCUCUAGUAAUGGUGUCUAUAUCUGACAUGCACCAGGUUAUGCUACUAAGUGAAUGAGUCCAUUCAGCAUGUGGAAAACCUGUAGUGAUGUGGGCCGACAUCUUCUAAAGGAGGUAUACAAUCACGGACCAUGUGGCCUAAGAAUUUCACUCCCAAGCACAUUGACAGUCAGAGGAUGCUCUGUGUGCAAGCGGCUACAUAUCACUCACCAGAGGGUGCUGCAUGCUGACCUUCGCUUCGUGAGUUCGCUGCAUACCAGCUCAUUCCUCAGUAGCAAUGAAAAGACAAGCUCAAAGAAGAAGGCUGGUACGGACGAUGAUAUACUCGAGCACAAAAUCCGCGACCCAUUCAACUAUCCGAAGAAAUCCAAAAAACUAGCACCGAAGAUUACGUCAGGCAUGGUGACAGUGCAUCAAAACAUGACUGUAUCGCAGCUUGCUGAGACCAUCGGGAAGUCAUUGGACCACGUGUAUGAGGCGAUGAUGUACAUAACAAGAUUCAACACAAAUCACUAUGACAAACCAGAGGCAGUUAUAGACAACAUACGAGUGAUCCAGGAGAUAGUGGAAAAGACAGGCCUCCGGUACAAAAUCAAAGCUGAUCCUCGUAAACAGAAGGAGGCAGUCGACUUGGACGCUUACCGAAGUCCGGUUGUUACGGAUCCGGCUCUGCUGAAACAUCGUCCGCCCGUCGUCACCAUCAUGGGCCAUGUAGACCACGGAAAGACCACACUCCUUGAUGCGCUACGAAGCACAAACGUCGUCGCUACCGAGUUUGGUGGAAUCACUCAGCAUGUCAGUGCUUUCUCAGUCGAGUUACCCGAGUCCAAGCAACGGAUAACCUUUCUCGAUACUCCGGGUCACGCUGCAUUCUCGUCGAUGCGGUCACGGGGAGCACACGUGACCGACAUCGUCGUGCUGGUGGUCGCCGCCGAUGACGGCGUCAUGGAACAGACGAUAGAAAGCAUAAAGUAUGCAAAGAAUGCCGGAGUGGCGGUCAUUGUAGCAAUCAACAAAUGUGAUAAACCGGACACAAAUUUGGAGCGAGUGAAGAGGGAACUCCUAUCGGAGGGAAUACAGCUGGAAGACUUUCAGGGAGACGUUCCUUGUGUGUGUGUCUCUGCUCUCAAGAAAACAGGACUGUCAGAAUUGCAAGAGGCCAUUCUCACUAUGGCUGAGCUGCUGGAACUGAAAGGAGUGCCUUCAGGUCGGGUGGACGGAACUGUCAUUGAAUCGAAAACAGAUACUGGCCGAGGGAAACUGGCAACUUCCCUUAUUCAUCGAGGUACAUUGAAGACAGGAAUGUAUUUGGUUGCUGGGACCUGCUGGGGUAAGGUGAGAGGUAUCUUCAAUGACAGCAGUAAACAGGUAACGGAAGCCCCACCAGCGACACCUGUUGAAAUUUCUGGCUGGAAGGAACUGCCCUCUGGUGGUGAUGAAAUUCUACAAGUGGAAUCUGAACGCAGGGCAAGACAGGUGGUGAAAUAUAGGCAAGAUAAAGCAAUGGCAGUGAAGAUGGAAGCAGAUCAACUUGCGAUUAUGGAUAAGACCGAUGAACACCUGAAAUGGUACAAAGCUGAACUGGAGAAGAAGCGACUGCAGGGCAGAAAGCGACGAGUAAGACCAAUCUGGAGAGACAAGGAAUCAGUAGAGAAAACCCAUCCACACCUAGAAGUGGUUAUCAGAGGUGACGUAGCAGGGUCAGUAGAAGCCAUCAAGGAUGUCUUAUUGACCUACGCGUCAGCCAAGUGUGACCUUGAGAUUGUUCAGGAUGGGGUCGGCAUGGUAACGGAGUCUGACAUUGAGCUGGCCGCUACGUUCAAUGGUGUUGUCUAUGCGUUUAACGUGAAGAGCCCAGACAGCAUAUACGCACUUGCUAGGCAGAAGAACGUUUUGAUUAAGAACUACAACGUCAUCUACAAACUUAUCGAUGAUCUGCGCGAGCAGCUGAACAGCCGAUUACCAUUGACAGACGAGGAAGAAAUAUUAGGAGAGGCUCACGUACUACAGGAAUUUCUCAUCAAGGAUGGUAGAAAGCAGGUCCCAGUGGCCGGCUGCCGUUGCACAAAGGGCAACCUCCUCAAGAAGCAUCUGUUCCGUGUGAUGAGAGACGAGGAGGUGCUUCAUGAAGGUACAAUAGCAUCCUUAAAACAUUUUAAAAACGAGGUGGACAGCAUAAAGAACGAGAUGGAAUGCGGAAUCAUGUUUGAUACAUCGGCCGUGCAUUUUCAAUCUGGCGACACGAUCCUAUGCUAUGUUGUGCAUAAAGUACCAGACACUAUAGACUGGAUAACUGGUUUCUAGUAUAACAAUGAAGCAGCGUUGCCAGGCUAACCAGAUAUACACAGAUCGGCCAUUUUCCAUUCGGGGCUGCACAGGCAAUCGGCCUUAUCAUGCGUAUACACGUCACGUGCUUUGGCUUCAGGUGCAUCAAUCCGCGACAGCUUCAAGCACAUAAAUGUGUUAGCUUCAAGCUCAUCAGUGUGCGAGGUUCGCGAAUCGAGUGGCCGUCGUCUUUUGAUAGUUGUUGAGUAUUUAUACUGUGUUAGUAAUUAUUGCUCGACUAUUUAAUUGUCCUGCAUUAAGUUUUCGAAUAACAAAUAUCACAUGUUAAUUAA
Messenger RNA from Priapulus caudatus, 2708 nucleotides. Its product is annotated as translation initiation factor IF-2, mitochondrial-like. The record is from RefSeq and is a predicted model, not a curated record. Gene Ontology annotation, biological process: translational initiation. NCBI's taxonomy places the organism in Eukaryota, Metazoa, Priapulida, Priapulimorpha, Priapulimorphida, Priapulidae. Gene Ontology annotation, molecular function: GTPase activity; GTP binding; translation initiation factor activity. The coding region runs from base 145 to 2394 and encodes 749 amino acids. The transcript is spliced from 19 exons.